This is a messenger RNA of Hypomesus transpacificus, 2451 nucleotides long. RefSeq names its product apolipoprotein L (gene apol). The record is from RefSeq and is a predicted model, not a curated record. Bases 425 to 2107 code for a protein of 560 amino acids. Gene Ontology annotation, cellular component: extracellular region; membrane. Lineage: Eukaryota; Metazoa; Chordata; Actinopteri; Osmeriformes; Osmeridae. Gene Ontology annotation, biological process: lipid transport; lipoprotein metabolic process. The transcript is spliced from 5 exons. Gene Ontology annotation, molecular function: lipid binding.
ACGCUGCUUGUCUUGCAUCAUGGGUCUGCACCGGAACAUCGACCCAAACAGGAAGCUUUUCCAUUGGUGUGAUUAUGAUAUUCACAUUAACGCCACUGGAUGUAACGCCUGUUGAUAACAUUGUUCAUUAUCAGCAGAAACGACACCGAAGGCCUCCAGAGGUGUGGUCACUUGGUGAAGUCAGGAAAACGAAACUUUUUUCUUACAGGCUUUUAUGAGGUUGGCUGAAAGCUAAAUCUCAGAAACUUUCUCAGAAAGCGAUUGCAUUAGACAAAUCCUGGUAACGAAUCCUGGUUACGAACUGACAAACAUGCUCAAAACCUAGGCUAAUUGUUUACAUUUACAUUACAGUUCUUUAUUGGAAACUCAUGACAGACGCUUUAGCCACAAACGGACCAGCCUCCAACGAACGCGGAAGUUUAUCAUGAUCAGAGAGGAGCUUACUGAGGUCCUGUGCCAGUACAGGUCAGACACUCUGAGCCACAUAGCCACUCUGAGGGACUUCUGCGACAGGCACUCAAAAUGGAGCCUUCACAGGGAGACAGAGCUGCAGAUGAUGACCGACAUCAAGGAAAGGACUGACAGAAUCGACCUGACCUUCAAGCACGUCAGAGAGUCUCCGAACAAGUGGAAGGCGCUGGGAGAGUACCUGAAGAGUGGCCUGACCCAGGUGACAGCAGAAAAGCGAAGGGAGGAGCUGGAGAAGGAGCUGGGGGAGGUGUUGAAGGACACCCUGGCCGGGCUGGAGGAACUGGACCACUUCCUGGAUGCUGUGGAGAGGCUGGCGGUCACUUCUGUGUCUGUGUUCGAUGACGAGUGUCAACAGUUUGGUGACCAGGAAGUGAGCCCUGCCGGUGUCCGUGAUGUCAUCACUGCCUCACAGGAAGCCUGUCCUCUGCUGGUCCGGUUCAGGAGGAACGCACGGGACUUCUUUCUGCCCAGCCUCUUCAACGUGCAGGUGUUGGCUAUCCAGCUGGACUCAUACAUACGCAGCACCCAGCAACUCUGUGACAAGCUGGAGAGCAUAUUGAUGACAGCUUCACAGACGGAGAGUGAACCAAGUCAAUGGAUGUUUUGGAGAAAGAAGAAGGAGGAAAAUGUCGACCUUGGAGCUUUGGAUGACACGUCCGUGUUGAAUAUGCUCGUCCAUCUCAAAUACCUCAGUGAUGUCAGGACCAACCCGGACUUCAGACUGGUUUUCUUGUUCCAGGAGGAAGCUGAAAACUUCAUGGAACUCUUCAUCCAGAGCAAGCCCAGAAUGUUGCAGUUUCUGACAGACCUGGAGGGGAGCGCUGUCCAGCUAGACAACAUGAAGCGUGGGGCCCAGAUCUCCACUGUGGCAGGCAGCUCCGUGGGGGCGGUUGGAGGGGUCCUGUCCAUCGUGGGCCUGGCUCUGAUCCUCGUCACAGCAGGGGUCUCCCUGGCUCUCACCAUGGCUGGUGUGGGCAUGGGGGUCACCAGUGGGGUCAACAGCGUGGUCACCACAGUCACAGAGACCGCCGUCAACGCCACUCAACAGAAGAAAGCCAACGAGUUGUUCCAGAGUUUUAUGGAGGACGUGCAGAACCUCCAGGGGUGCCUGGAAGAUGUGGCCAAAAAUAUGGUUCCCGUGGUGAGUGAGGUGGAUGCGACCGCGGGAGCAGGGAAGAUCUUGGGGAAAGGUUAUGCCAUUGGGAAAGGAAUCGACUCCCUGAUUGAUUGUGCCUCGGGUAUGAAACUUCUGAGGAGUGAGGAUGCGAUUGCUGACCUGGGACAGGCCGCUAAAGGGACGCCCCUCGCCCUCUCCAAGGCAGCUCGGGGAGGGUUCAUCGCUCUCAACGCCCUAUUCAUUGGCCUGGACGUGUUCUUCAUCUGCAAGGACAGCGUCGGCCUGGCCAACGGCAGCAAGAGUGAGGUUUCCCAGCUCAUCCGGGCACGAGCACGGCUCUGGAGCUCUGAACUGGAGUCAUGGCAGAAGAUCCACGAUUCUCUGCAGAGAGGUCUGCUCACGUCCCAGGACAGCCAGAACCUGCUAGAGAUGCCCUUUUACCCCCUGGAGGAGAUGACCAAAGGGAAGAAGACGUUCUGGCAGAAAUUCAAUCUCUUUCCCUCUUUUUCAAAGUCCUAGCAUUGGCCUGACCAAUGGAGAUGAUUUUUCUCAUCUCAUGUUUUCUAUUUCAACACUAAAUUCAAGACUGUCAUUCAAAUGAACCCAAACCUUGCUUUUGCACAUCAAAUGAAUAAUCUACUGUGUUUGUCUUAUUUUAUUUUAAUUCUUUGUUUAUUUGAACAAUUACUGUAAUUGUCUAUUACUUUAACUUGAACUUUUUUUAAACUUUUAUUUCACUAAACGUACGAUUUUCUCAUACUGUCAUGAUAUUAACAAGGGGUUGCUCUGUUAAGGUAUUUCAUGUAUACUAUCAUGUAUACUAAUAUUGCCACACUCCUACAUUAAAGACAAACAACCUUCUA